UCCCGCCGUGCCAGGCGGGCAUGCAGAAGCCAGCGUGUGUUCAAAGUCUGGUGUAACUAAACCUCCCCCUCCUCCAGUGCAGCGAGCGCUGGCACUCUUCCACCUCUCUUCCCUGUCAAUAGGAUUUUUCCUCCUAUAAUAUCUCUGCAUGCUGCUGUGUUUUAACAUCCUUUGCUUUGGGCACCUAAUUGUGCAUGUGCAGAGCAGCUGUGCUUAAACUUCUGGCUGGAGCCAGCCUCUGUGCAAGGGAAAGCCACAUCCAAUGUGGAUUGCCUGCUCGCAAAAUGCGAAUUUGAGCUGGCAGAGACGGUGGGCAAUGUGGGAGGGGGCUGGAGAUCUCAUCCCUUCUUUACCUGUCAUCCCCACUAUGAUGUGUGCCUCUGAUUAAAUCAAUGCUGAGCUCUGCGGCCCCUUGCAAAAUGUGCUGUGGUGGGUGUUGAGCACCCGUGGUCGUCCCUCCCCGGCUGCAGGCAGUUGUGUGCCCCAAGGAGAUGCUCUGGCAAAGAGCGGGUUCCUCUGCUCAGGUGGGAUUUGCAUCCAGUUCCCCCAGGCUUUUAGAAAUCUUACUAUCAUCUUUGCAUGCUUUUGUGCCCGACAUCUUGUAAAUCUGGGCAUGGCAUGGGUGUAAAAGGUGUUCUUCAGCCCUGGGCAGCCUCAUCGGGCUCCUCUGGAUGUUAAGGGGAGACCUCACUCCAGACGAAGUCGUUAACCUCGUAAAUCAGGGACUACAGGAUGGAGAAAGGGAUUUCCGCAUCAAAGCCAGGUCUAUUCUAUGCUGCAUGCGCCAUAUGCCAAGCUGGUCUCAGGAGGUGGUGGAGCUCUGCAAGAAGUAUCAAAACAACUCUGUGGUGGCCAUCGACCUGGCUGGGGAUGAGUCCCUGAAGGUGGAGGAUUCCUCUGAGCAUAAGAAGGCUUAUGAGGAAGCUGAAAGAUGUGGGAUUCAUCGUACUGUCCAUGCUGGGGAGGCCGGCCCGCCUGCCAUUAUCAAGGAGGCAGUUUAUCUCCUGAAGGCCGAGCGCAUUGGCCAUGGCUACCAUGUCCUGGAGGACCCCGAGCUCUACAAGGAGCUGUUGAGAGCAAAGAUGCAUUUUGAGGUCUGCCCUUUGUCCAGUUAUCUCACUGGAGCAUGUCUUCCGGACUUUGGGAAACACCCAGUAACGCAAUUUAGGAAGGAUCGUGCUAACUAUUCUAUAAACACGGAUGACCCCCUCAUCUUUAACUCCAAUAUCGACAAGGAUUACAGCAUAGUGAAGGACUACAUGGGCUUCACAGAAGAGGAGUUCAAACGAGUGAACAUCAACGCAGCUCAGUCCAGCUUCUUACCCGAGAAGGAAAAGCAGGAACUGCUGGACACGCUGUACCAAGCCUACGGGAUGGUCCCCAACGCAUCGUGACCCAUCCCUGCGAGCCAGCGUGGAGCAGCGGCCCUUCUUCAUGCGUGCAUGACCCUCCUCUGCGCUAGUGGGAGCACCGGGACAAGGUGCCCUGAGUCAGUCUCUAUUACUGGCACCCCCGUGUUAACCCUUACCGUGCUAAGCAGAAUCAGGCUAUCACAUACACCUACCUAUACCCCCCCAAACUCUCUUCCAAAUGGAUAUCCAGCUUCCUAUCUCGCUGUUGUGCAAGCAGACUGAAACUGCUUCCUGGCCUGACUCCCUUCUCCAUCUGCCAGAACCUCCCCUGCUUUACCUGUCCUGCCCCACCAACCUGCCUAGCCCUUGUCUGCAGUGCAGAAAUAACCACCUUUAACUGCGCCUGUGGCCUGGGUUAAUAUUCUUCUUUUUAGGGAAAAGGUGUGUUAGUGCUGACGGAGUGAGCAGGCACUUCAGCAACAGAGGCUUUAUUCCCAUCCGUGUGGGUAGGAGGGUUUGGCCACAGCUAUAUUUACCCAGGGUUAGUCUUGGACUAGCAAGACUGGAACAAGAACAGGCUGGAAGCUGGCGCUCUUGCCCGUGCGCAGGUCUGAAGGGCAUUUAAAAAAAAAAUACAAUUUUUUUUGGCAUCCUUUCUUGGGUAAGGCCUCCUGUGUAUCAGGCCUCCCAGUGUCACUGCUGCAGAAGCGCACACCUUGGGCUCAGGUUCCAGCUGUGCUCACAGCUGGCCAUGACCAUGCUCACACAUGCAUAGGAAGUUGGAACAUAUUUUUACCGUUUUGGGCCAAAAUCUGCCUUCUGGGACUUUUCCCAGUGUUGUGCUCAUCCUGGAGAAUUCCUGUGAACUGCAGUUUGCUCUUCCUCUAUCUUUGUUUAGGACUUGGGAAAACCAUGAUCGAUUGCCUGUUUUAACCAUUCUGCCCUCUUCCUGACAUAAUCUUUAGGCACUAUUAAAACGGAGUAAGUAAAUGUUGACUCAGGUCCCAUUUCAAUUGCUUCUCUCACUCAACCACAAUGCUGGCUCCAAGUCAGAUCUUCGGUUUGGUGGAGAAUUUCUACAGAAAUACUCACCAAAAGUGAUUUUGGUGCGUUACGGUAUUUUUACUUAAUAUGCAAUAGAACUGUGCAUCCAGAGAGGAGACCAUCAUUUUCUUAGGUGAGUGUGUGGUGUGCUUGAGCAUCCCAGGUGUCUGCCAAGAUGCUUACUCCAAAGAUACUGUACCAAAAAGUUGCCUUUGACAAGGGGCUGUGGUUGCCAUUACCGUGGACAGUGUGUGAGACUGGUCCGGUCUCAGCCAGCAGCCACUGUGUGCUGGGAGCAUUUCCAUUCUUUCUGGACUUACAUAGUUGUCCUCUGAGUAAAAAACUCAUCUCUGAAGUACAUGGUGCAUAUAUACACCUCUAUAUAUAGCUAGAUAGAUGGAUAUGAGAGUGAAUUUCUUACUUUUAUAAAGCAAAUGAUAAAGCAUCACUUUUAAGAACAUGAUUGCAGUAAGAACUGGGCUUUUUGGGGUAACUUUUCUGCAAAAAAUUGUUUCUGAAGAAGAGUUGCUUGUUUGGA
Egretta garzetta (little egret) is the source of this 2934-nucleotide messenger RNA. RefSeq names its product adenosine deaminase (gene ADA). Gene Ontology annotation, biological process: hypoxanthine salvage; purine ribonucleoside monophosphate biosynthetic process; inosine biosynthetic process. Gene Ontology annotation, cellular component: cytosol; external side of plasma membrane. The transcript is spliced from 8 exons. Gene Ontology annotation, molecular function: adenosine deaminase activity. The record is from RefSeq and is a predicted model, not a curated record. NCBI's taxonomy places the organism in Eukaryota, Metazoa, Chordata, Aves, Pelecaniformes, Ardeidae. The coding region runs from base 672 to 1394 and encodes 240 amino acids.